UUGUCACACAAGUUUGCUCCACCGACGCCGGACGAUCUCUCCGUGGCACGCCACCUUGAGGACCUGCGCUGCUGCUUUGCACUCCUCCAAUCGACGAAAAAUCAGAUCAUAAAAUUCGUAACUACUCUUCCUUCAAGCCUUUUCUAGAUAUCAUUUGUGGAGCUUUACGCUUCUCACCUGAUAAAGAAACCAACCAUGAAGUUGCGACUCAGAUCCUUUGAAACCAAAGAAACCCUUAAAAUUGAAAUCCGUAAUCCUUGCAGUCUCCUGCAUCUUAGGGAACUUGUCGCUCAGAAAUUUCCUUCUCCUUCACAUUCCUCUGCCAUUUCUUUCUCUCUCAAUCGAAAAGAUGAGCUUACAACCUCUUCUGCAGAAGAGUCCAUUCAAUCUAUCGGAAUUGCCUCUGGCGAUCUCAUCUACUUUACUACAAACCCUAAUGGAUUUUCCACUGGCACCCAAAUCGUCCCGCCUGUUGCUCCAUCAGCACCCAAAUCUGAACAAUCUGAAAAUCCCCCAACCCUAAAUCACAAUUCCGUUAAGCAAGAUGAAAUCCUAAACACUAAAUCGAGUGAAACCCUGGACUUCAGUUCUGGAAAAGGGGAAACAAUUGGUUUCAGUAAUCUCAGUUCAGAAGAGAGUGCAGAAGCUAUGGAAACAGAUGAUGACACAAAUUCUGUCAUUGAUGCUGGGAAGUCUUUUUCAGUGCCGGGUUUUCUCAGGAAAGUUUUCUCAGAGGAAUUAGGUGAUGAUGAUGGUCUUAAUCACAAGCUCUUGGGUAUAGCAGUUCGUGCCGUUCUAUUAGAAUCUGGCUUCGUGGAGAUCGAUUCUGCUUCAAAAUUGUUAAAGGGUCCUAACUUUGAUGUUCCAGGGAGUUGGCAUCUCGCCUCAUUUUACUACACUCUUCCCGACAUCAUUAAUAGAGGUAAUAUUGAAUCUGUCAAGAUCAAAUUUCAGAACCUCGGGAAAUAUUGCAAGGUGUACGGGUCUUUGGUUAACGGAAACGGGGUGCACUCCGUACUCUUAGACGAAGACCGGCUAGUGCCAUUUUUGAAUGUGGUGUGGGCUAACUGCGGACAAGUGGUUGAAAUCAUGGAGGAAAACAAUCAGGUUUCUAGCGUCUUACCAGAAAAAGAAGUAUUCGAGUUCUGGAGAAAAGUGAAAGACGGGAUUGCAUUACCACUAUUGAUCGAUUUAUGUGAGAAAACCGAUCUGGAACUUCCGCCUUGCUUCAUGCGACUACCCACUGAACUCAAACUGAAGAUUCUGGAGUCGGUUUCCGGUGUGGAUGUAGCAAACGUGAGCUGUGUUUGUUCGGAAUUGCGAUACUUGGCUUCAAGCGAGGAUCUCUGGAAACAGAAGUACAUGGAGCAUUUUGGGAAUGUGGAGGGAUCGGAGGGUGGUCGGAGUUUCAAAGAAAGAUUCGCUAGAGGGUGGGAGAGUCGGAAGAGGAGGAAAGUUGGUGGGAGAUCAUUUGUGACCGUAAUGAGAAGGCGGCCUUAUGGUCCAUUCGGUGGUGGUCAGUUCCCACGAAUGAUAGGCGGAGAUUAUGACCUAUUGCCAAGGCUUGGGCUGCCUGGUGGUUUUACUCGACUCAGGAAUGUGGUGCCACACUGUAAUCUGGGUGGCUUAGAUUACUAAAGUUUCUGGUGGCUAAAAACCUUUGAACAUGUUUAAUAAUAUGUUUAUAAUAGGCGUUGAACUUAAGAUGUGCGUACCAAGUGUGUGUUUGUUUGUUUUAUGUUGAAUGUUAUAUAUCGAGGUUAUGAAUAUGUGUAGGAAAUACUUUUCA
Messenger RNA from Cynara cardunculus var. scolymus (artichoke), 1789 nucleotides. Its product is annotated as F-box protein SKIP22-like. Gene Ontology annotation, molecular function: protein binding. The coding region runs from base 196 to 1638 and encodes 480 amino acids. The record is from RefSeq and is a predicted model, not a curated record. The transcript has 2 exons. Lineage: Eukaryota; Viridiplantae; Streptophyta; Magnoliopsida; Asterales; Asteraceae.